ACUUUCCCUUGAGCUUGACAUCAACUUCUGCACAAGACUGAAUCAGAUGACGACUCUCCUGUCCACGAUGAUGUCGCAUGGCUUCAAGAGCAGUAAGCAAGAUUUCACUUUUGGUCCAUGGAAAGUGACUGCUGCCAAAAACCACAUCAUGAAAUCUAAAGACAUCGAAAGGUUAGGGGAGGAGAUGAACAUGCCUUCUCUCCCAGAGAUGUUGUUUGGAGACAACAUCCUGCGCAUCCAACACACAGAUGGUUACGGCAUCGAAUUCAACGCCAUCGAUGCUCUGAAGAGAGUCAACAACAUGGAGGACACUGUCAAGGUGGCCUGUGCUCAGGAAUGGCAGGAGAGCAGAGCUGAUUCAGAACACUCCAAAGAAGUGGUGAGACCUUUUGACUGGACAUACACCACUGACUACAGAGGGACUCUGAUAGGAGAAGGUCUGCAGAUAAAGGUGACAGAGACGGCGGAGCGUAUUGACAUAGAGAAGCUGAAAGCUCGUGAACACAUCAUGUUUUUUGAUGAGGUGCUGCUGUUUGAAGAUGAGCUACAUGACCACGGCGUCUCCCAGAUAAGCGUCAAAAUUUUCCUGAAGUCCGAGGCUGACCUGGACUACAUCGAGAGGAGGCUGAAGCUGGAAUUCAUCAACAGCGCUGCAGAGAACGGAUCUUCUUCUGAGGAGAACGUGGCAGUGAUGCUGGAAAACCUGAAGGCAAUCAAGUCCAAACACUCGAUGCUGUGUUCUGAGGCGAGGGCGAUUCAAGCUGCACAGAAGGAGUCCAUGGAGUCCAUCAGGCACAACGUCAGGAGCGUCAUGGAGCUGAUCAGAGUCUGCCAUCAGACUUCUGAUAUAGAGGUUGUUUCCCUGACGGAGUUGGAGCAGGAGUCUGCAGCGCUGCUGGGUUCAGAGAGGUCUCCUGAGACAGCAGCUCCUGAUGAACAGCAACCAGAAAAAAGAGCUGAGGAUGAAGAGCUGAGUGCUGCCAUGUUGGAAACGGUUCCUCUCAGCAUGCGGUCCAACGUGAAACUGGCUGACUUGAAAGCCUUCUACCAGCAGCUGCAGCAGCAUCUGAGCAGCAGCAGCAGCAAGUCGCUCAGCCUGCAGAAGAUGAAGCAGUUGAAGAUGAACGUUAGCGAUGCCAAGUUGAAGGUCCUGCAGCACCUCAGACUGGUGGAGCUGGACGGGAGAGGCCACGUCUGCCUGGUGGUUUGAAGACGAUUUAACUGAAGAAGAUUGUCAGAUGAUGAAGAUGGAAGAACUUUUUUCAUCCUUCUGUCCUGCUUUAAUUUAGCCUCCAGAGUUCUUCUGGUCAUUGAUGAAACUGCAGCCUCACCGAGUACAAAGUCCCACCGCUCCACCUUGAGAUGUCAGCAGGCGACUCCAGUUUCAGAUCAGCUGUAACUCCAGAGUAUUGAAACGUCUUUUCUUUCUGUAAACUAUUGUAAUAAUAAAUAUUUUUUUCUAAAAUAUCUGGAACUAAAUCAGAGUAAGUUAACCCUUUUGUUUUUUCUGCCUUCUGAAAUGACAUACCCAAAAUAAAAUAAGUAUAUCUUCACAACAACUUCAGA
Melanotaenia boesemani (Boeseman's rainbowfish) is the source of this 1566-nucleotide messenger RNA. It is a transcript of the gene tiprl, whose product is annotated as TIP41, TOR signaling pathway regulator-like (S. cerevisiae). Gene Ontology annotation, cellular component: cytosol. The record is from RefSeq and is a predicted model, not a curated record. The coding region runs from base 47 to 1210 and encodes 387 amino acids. The transcript is spliced from 11 exons. NCBI's taxonomy places the organism in Eukaryota, Metazoa, Chordata, Actinopteri, Atheriniformes, Melanotaeniidae. Gene Ontology annotation, biological process: TOR signaling.